CCAUUUCUGCCUACGUGUAGGCAGCAAGGUAAACAGGAAGUGUACAUCUUCUGCUCUUCCGGGUUGGGAUUCCUGCAGUAACUGAAGCGCAAUGGCCGUGGAUUCUGCGUUGUCUCUCCGGGUUUCGGAGAUUAAGAACCCGGAGGUCCUCUUCGAGCGGUACAACACCGAGGAGAUCCGCCUAAUCGAGCGCAAAGUCCGCGGGGAGAUCGAGCAGAAGAAAGAGGAGCUGCGGCAGAUGGUGGGGGAGCGCUACCGGGACCUAAUCGACGCCGCCGACACAAUCGGGGAGAUGAGGCAGUGCUCAGAAAGCGUCGUCCAGUCGAUCCAGGAGAUGCACCAGUACUGUCACAGGCUGAAAGAAACCAAAGCCAGAGUUCCCAGCUGCGCACAAGAGAGCCAGAGGCAGUGGCAGGAGAAGUUCUACACUGUGGCCUCUCAGAUAAAGCUCCUUUUGGAGAUCCCAGAGCGUAUCUGGAGUGCCAUGGAAGCAUCCCAGUACCUCCAGGCCACCCAUCUCUAUCUGCUAUGCUGUCACCUCCAUAAUCUGCUGCAUCUGGAGGCUGCUGCAGGGGGCCACUACAGCCCUGUCCUGGCCCGCUUCCCCAUCCUGGUCAGGCAGGUAGCCACCGCUGGGCAUUUCAGGUCCACCAUUCUGCUGGACAGCAGGUCCCUUCUGCGAGGCCGGGCAGUGUCGGACCAGGCCGUCGCUGAGGCCCUCGUGUCCGUUAUGUUGCUGGAGGACAGUUCACCACGCCAGGUGCUGGCUGACUUUUUGCUGGCUCGGAAAGGCUCCAUCCAUCAACUGCUCAACCAACCACAGCAUGGUGUGAGGAUAAAGGCCCAGGUGUGUGGCCUGGUGGAGCUGCUGGUCACCACUCUGUUCCAGGCCUACACUGUUUUCUAUCAGAACCCAGACCAAGGCCCCAGGACAGGGGAGGGGGCCUUGAGCUGUGGCAUGCUCUUCUCUAUCCUGGAGAAUGUCACCUCCACCACCACUGCAGCUAAAGGCAUGAAGGUGCUGCAGGAAGAGACGAGCACAGGCAGCUGGUUCAAACACCUGCCUUCCUCUGUUUAUGAUUUCCAGCCUGCCCUUCGCACCCUGGCUCAGCCAAUCCAGAGAGAGCAGCUCCGGGACACUUUGCAGCAAUGGAUUGACACCUGUAAGGAGGACAUCUGCUGUGGUGUUGGCAACCUUUUGGUCUAUGUCAAGAGUUUGAAAGGACUGGCAGCCAUCAGAGACGCUGUGUGGGACCUCCUGUCCACAGAUGCCAUCAGUCUGCACUGGAGCACUGUGUGCCAGCAACUGCUAGAGCAUCCCUUAGCUAUUUGGGAUGACUUUUUGCAGAAGCUCUUCCUUCAGCGUCUGCAGGCCAUCACCAAAGAAGAAACUGAAGCCAUCUCGAUGAGGUCCGUCCAGCUCCUCACCUCAACAGUAAGGGAUCUUGAGGGUCAGACCAUUCAUACCUCUGUAGAGACCAACUCUGGCUCUGACUGCGGCACUCACUAUGAGGUAGAUGUUGCCUCCUUCCUUUGGUUGGAGACUCCAGGGGAUCUGUUGAGUGAUGCAGGGUGGGUCAGAGUGACCCAGCGGGAGCAGCAGCAGCAUCAGCAAAGGAGUGGCCUGGCCAUGAAGACCCAGGCCUUGACACCUCGUGUUCAGAACUUCUGCUCUUCCAUUGAUGCAAAGCUUAAGGCCAGGCUAGAUGACCUCCAGCAUUACCUUCCCUCGCAAGACACAGGUUCUGACUCCAUCUCAAUCACAGUCUCCUCCUCUGGACCUGCCGAGGGCUCAUUUGCAUCCUCAUUUAACCGCUUCAUGGACUCGCCAGCAGUGGAGGAGGUUUUACGAGAAGCCUGUGUAGCCUGUGUACACCAGAUCCUGUCUUCCAUCCGCUCCGAACUAGCUGCAGCCUCACUGGAGCCUGGCCAGACUCGACUCAGUUCGGUUCUUUUCAUGGCCAGGUUGUGCCAGUCUAUGGGUGAACUCUGUCCCAACCUGAAGCAUUGCAUCAUGGGAAAACAGAAUGGGUCUGAGGCUGUAGCCAAGGGAACUACCAGGCAGGGCAAAAAGCUGAACAAAACCAGGAGCAUCAUAGAGGUCAGCCCGACCCAGGCCAAGUGGGCAGAUCUGAAGGAGGAGCUUCUCAAAUGCAGCAUGGAGGCCUACCGCAUCUGGACCUCUUCCCUCUCCAAAGUGCUACUAGAUAAGUUUGAUCUGGAGAUCCAAGAAGAGUCAGAGUCAGGAAGCAGUGUCACAUCCAAAAUCCGUCUUCCAGUCCAGCCAUCUUGGUUUGUACAGUCACUGCUGUUCAGGCUGUGUGUUGAGGUGAACAAGGUGGGGGGUCACGCCCUGCCCCAGCCCACUCUGCAGGAGCUGCUGCAGGACUGUCUGGCACAGGCCCUGCACCACUACCAUAGCCUCUCACAGCAGACCCACAGCAGGGAGUCUGUGUUCCCCAUGACUCAGAACAGAGCCUUGCAGAUGUUGUUUGACCUUCGUUACCUCAAUACCACACUCGGCAGCAGAAUGGAGGAGGGCAAGAGCUCACGAUUCCAUCAAGACUCUAGAUUCCACAUGGUCUGUGAUUGGCUGGAGGGCUUCAUUGACCCUUUUGACCUGGAUGUGUUCACUCCUCUGAUGAAUGCCAACCUCAACCGCCUGUCCCAGAGGACCUCGGUGCUGUUCGGACUUCUCACAGGCUCUGAGAAGCUGUUUAUGUCACGGAGCAGCAGUGUGAACUCCCAAGAGUCUUACAACAUCCUGCCCCUUGCCAGCAGCCAGAUCAGGUUUGGGUUGCUACCUCUCAGCAUGUCGAAUUCAUUGAAAUCCAAGUCAGCCUCCAGGACUUCUGAAGCUCCACACCACAUAGCUCCUCCAUCCUACACAGCAGACAGUGAGGGCGUCUUCCAGCCAGGCAGUCUGUUCAGACAGCUCACUGAUCAGGACGAAGACACAGCGGCUCUUUCUUUAUUCAAACUCAGCUGGCUGCCCGGCAUGGCCAAAUAACCCUGUAUUGCUCAAGAUGGUAUUUUGCAUUUGCUGAAGUUUGUAUAAAUAUGUAUAGUAAAUAUAUUUUUGCGUUGUG
This is a messenger RNA of Monopterus albus (swamp eel), 3089 nucleotides long. RefSeq names its product component of oligomeric golgi complex 1 (gene cog1). The record is from RefSeq and is a predicted model, not a curated record. The transcript is spliced from 16 exons. NCBI's taxonomy places the organism in Eukaryota, Metazoa, Chordata, Actinopteri, Synbranchiformes, Synbranchidae. Bases 92 to 3010 code for a protein of 972 amino acids. Gene Ontology annotation, cellular component: Golgi apparatus; COG complex. Gene Ontology annotation, biological process: intra-Golgi vesicle-mediated transport.